UCAAACUAUUUAACUAGCCCCUCUCUACUGUGACCUUUGGACUCGAGCUUGGAAUCGAAGAACCAGUGAACACGAGAGCACGACGCCGGUGGCACUCGUUGAGGAUGAUCAACGCAGCUGGGCAACUUCUUCUCAGGGGGAGGAGCAGAGGUGUUCGUCCGAUGUUCUCUUCCGGCCUGGCCGAUCGCUCCUUCUCCUCGUCGGCGUCAAGCUCCAGAAAGUUGGAUGGGAAAGUGGCCGUGAUCACCGGCGCGGCGAGCGGCAUCGGCGAGGCCACGGCGAAGGAGUUCGUCAGGAACGGCGCCAAGGUCAUCCUUGCCGAUAUCCAGGACGACCUCGGCCGCGCGGUGGCCGGCGAGCUCGGCGCCGACGCCGCGUCGUACACGCACUGCGACGUCACGGUGGAGGCGGAUGUCGCCGCGGCCGUCGACCUCGCCGUGGCGCGCCACGGUCGUCUCGACGUCGUGUACAGCAACGCCGGCAUCGCCGGCGGCGCACCUCCGGCCACGCUCGCGGCGCUCGACCUCGACGACUACGACCGCGUCAUGGCCGUCAACGCCAGGUCCAUGGUGGCGUGCCUCAAGCACGCGGCGCGCGUCAUGGCGCCGCGCCGCGCCGGCUGCAUCCUCUGCACGGCGAGCUCCACGGCGGUGCUCGGCAACAUCGGGCCCCUCGCGUACUCCAUGUCGAAGGCGGCCGUCGUCGGCAUGGUGCAGACGACGGUGGCGAGGCAGCUGGCGCGCGACGGCGUGCGGGUGAACACCAUCUCGCCGCACGCCAUCCCGACGGCUAUGGCGCUGGGCAUCAUCGCCGAGACGUUCCCGGCGGCCACCGCGGAGGAGGUGAGGAGGAUGGUGACGAGGGAGAUGCAGGAGCUGGAAGGGGCGUCGCUGGAGGUGGAAGACGUGGCGAGGGCGGCCGUCUUCUUGGCGUCCGACGAGGCCAAGUUCAUCACCGGCCACAACCUCGUCGUCGACGGCGGCUUCACUGUAGGCAAGGUGCUCGUCCGGGAUCCUCCUGGCUCAGCUUGAAUUGGUGACGGGAUUGUCACGCAAAGCUUAGCUCGUCCAGUGCUUAUCUCAGUCUUAUCCGUACAUCGACAAGUCUGUCCAAAUUUGGAGGUUGCUGUCUCGGCAUUUCAAAUCCUUCGUUCUUUCUCAGCAAACUCAAUGGAUUAUUCCGUUUGCGUGUGCUAUUCAAAUAUCCAAUCACUAUAUUAUUGUGAUUGUGUUUAUCUCUCCGAAAUUCACCAGUGGCUUGUGGCAAUAGCAAUAGUUAAGGAGCAAUAGCCAAACCACUCGAACAGAUGGUCUUAAAUACUACUUCCUCCGUUUAUAUUACCAGACUUUUUAA
Oryza sativa Japonica Group (Japanese rice) is the source of this 1353-nucleotide messenger RNA. Its product is annotated as momilactone A synthase-like. The record is from RefSeq and is a predicted model, not a curated record. NCBI's taxonomy places the organism in Eukaryota, Viridiplantae, Streptophyta, Magnoliopsida, Poales, Poaceae.